AUGUUCGCAAAAUCCGCCGUGGCGUCUGUCUUCCGUGACACAGCCAGUUUCAAGAGCAAUCAUAUUGUGUUUCCAGGUCGGUUUUGCGGCGGACUGAGGUUCCCCGAGACGAUCGUGUCGACCGGAAGCCGCAUGCUCGUGUCUUACGUCACUUCUGUCAACCAGAAUGGCCAUAAGGGUUUCACGUCCUCGUAUGAAGCUGUUUGUGGAGGAGAGCUCUCAAUGGAACAAGGACACCUAGAGAGCCCCAAUUAUCCAGAUGAUUACCGAUCCAACAAGGAAUGCAUUUGGAAAAUUACCGUCCCCAUUGGCUAUCAGGUGGCAUUGCGGUUUCAUUCCUUUGAGAUUGAGAAUCAUGACGACUGUGUAUAUGAUUAUUUGGACAUUCGAGAUGGCCAUGAGGAAAAUUCAACGCUGAUCGGUGUAUUUUGUGGAUACAAGAAACCAGAGGAUAUCAAGUCCUCUACUAAUAAAAUGAGAAUAAAAUUUGUGACAGAUGGGUCUGUUCAGAAAGCAGGAUUUUCUGCAACAUUUAUGAAAGAGUAUGAUGAGUGUGCAAGUUUGGACCAUGGCUGUGAACACAUUUGUAUAAAUCAGCUUGGAGGUUAUGAAUGUCAGUGUAAAAUAGGGUAUGAACUUCACUCAGAUGGGAAAAGGUGUGAAGAUGCAUGUGGAGGGCAGAUCGACCAAGCCAAUGGGACCAUAACAAGUCCUUCUUUCCCAGACUUGUAUCCAGUAAACAAGAACUGCAUUUGGGAAAUUAUUGCACCUCCUCAGUACAGAAUCACCCUAAAUUUCACACACUUUGACCUAGAGGGAAAUAACCAAGACUGUGAGUAUGACAGUGUUGACAUACGCAGCAAGUUAGGAACCUCUGAAAUGAGAAAACAUGGAGUGUUCUGUGGACAGCGAUUACCACUGGUCAUAACAUCCGAAGGUAACAGCCUGCGGAUAGAAUUCAACUCUGAUAAUUCCGUUCAGAAAAGUGGAUUUGCUGCUGUCUUCUUUACUGACAAGGAUGAGUGUGCAACAGACAAUGGUGGUUGCCAGCACAUCUGCAAAAAUACCAUCGGCUCGUAUGUUUGUUCAUGCCUCAAUGGCUUCACUCUGCAUGAGAACAGACAUGACUGUAAGGAGGGAGGGUGCAAGCAUGAAAUAACAGCCCCUGUGGGGGAGAUCUUUAGUCCAAAUUACCCCGACUACUACCCAAGUCGGAAAGACUGUGUGUGGCAGUUCACAACCACUCCGGGACACAGAAUAAAAUUGGUAUUUGAUGAAUUUGAGAUGGAGCCCCACCAGGAGUGUACCUACGACCACAUUGCUCUCUAUGAUGGGACUACCUCAGAGACUGGGUUCCUUGGCCGUUAUUGUGGUGCAAAAGUACCACAUCCAAUAGUGGCUUUUAAUAAUCAAAUGUUCAUGGUGUUCAAGUCUGAUUCAUCUGUUCAGCGCAGAGGUUUCCGAGCAAGACACACUACAGUUUGUGGAGGUGGCCUUAAAGCUACAAGCACUGUCAAGCACAUGUAUUCACAUGCGAAGUAUGGAGACCAGAAUUAUGAUAACAAGGAGGACUGUGACUGGAUUAUUCAGGCAGCACAGGGUGAAAAUGUUCAUCUCACUUUCCUCACCUUUGAACUUGAAGAUGAACAUGACUGUGGAUAUGACUACGUAGAAGUGUUCUCGGGUUACAGUGACUCUGGGCCCUCAUAUGGGAAAUUCUGUGGCAAUACGAUUCCCCAGGAGAUUGUGUCCAUCAACGAUGCCCUCUUGGUGAGAUUCCGAACAGACGACACAAUCAACACUAAAGGAUUCUCGGCUGCUUAUGUAGCCAUUGGUGAUACUUUGGCAGAAAACAGUACUGGUGAUAACAAUAGUUUCAGCUAUAGCUUCUCCAGAGGCUAUUAGCAAGUGCAAAACAGAGAGAAAAAGAAUAACCUAAAUAGAUAAAAAAGGAGUCCAUUUUCAUAUGAUCACUUAUUCCGAGCCUUUGCUCUUUUGUCAUUAAACCUCUGGGGUUUAGAUUUGACAUUGUAAAUAAGCAGCAGUUUCCCCUGGGUAAAAUUAGUCUCAAACUGUAGACAAGAAACAAAACAAAAAAUAUUUGAAAAAAUAAAAAAAAUGAAAAAUGAAAAAAAAGUGAGCUGAUAGAAAGAGAUAUUUCAUUACCAGUCAAUUCAAUCUCAUCUGUGAAAUAUCUUUUUUUUUCUUUCAUUUUCUUCAAUUUUAUUGAUUUUUUUUGUACAACAACCCUUAACAUCUGCCAAACAUUAUCAUCUCUCAGUUAAAUGUUUAUAGACUGUAGAUAAACAAUGGUAGUGUUUAUUACUGUGUACAUUUUUAUGUUCUUGAUAAUGCCAAUAUAUGGCUGUGUAAAAUUUGUAGUCAACUUUUAUGUUGUAAGUUAGGGGGGGGGGCAAGUACUUUACAAUGCAAGUACUUAUAUAGUUGCUUCAUGUCACACACUUUGGGAUGAACUCUUUUAAUUGUAGAUGGGAAACUCUUAGGUAGGAGACAUGUGUCAUAAGUUAAAAAGAGAGAAUAUACCAUAAUGUCUUUUUCUGUUGUUUCAUAUUGAUAGAAAUAUGAUUUUCUUUUACUAUGAUAUAAGUUACACAAAAAAAAACAAACAAAAAAAUCUUCCCAUGUAACUGGUUUGAAAUGAGACUUGAGGAAUUAACAUGAUAUUUUCCAUAGGCUAAGAUUGGUGCUGGUGUUAAAUUUGUGCUGCCAUUCAGGUAAGGAU
Penaeus indicus is the source of this 2743-nucleotide messenger RNA. Its product is annotated as protein tolkin-like. Gene Ontology annotation, molecular function: calcium ion binding; metalloendopeptidase activity. Lineage: Eukaryota; Metazoa; Arthropoda; Malacostraca; Decapoda; Penaeidae. The record is from RefSeq and is a predicted model, not a curated record. Bases 1 to 1905 code for a protein of 634 amino acids. The transcript is spliced from 10 exons.